This is a messenger RNA of Sabethes cyaneus, 5237 nucleotides long. It is a transcript of the gene Syn1, whose product is annotated as beta-1-syntrophin. The transcript is spliced from 10 exons. Lineage: Eukaryota; Metazoa; Arthropoda; Insecta; Diptera; Culicidae. Gene Ontology annotation, molecular function: structural molecule activity; protein binding. The coding region runs from base 1740 to 3845 and encodes 701 amino acids. The record is from RefSeq and is a predicted model, not a curated record. Gene Ontology annotation, cellular component: intracellular anatomical structure; dystrophin-associated glycoprotein complex.
CAUUGGUAAACAUUGGUGAGUUUUGUGAUUCGCAGUACCAAAUUCAAAGCCAUUUCGAUCGGGAUUAAAAAUCGUCUGCCAGCUUUCGAAGCACCUUCCACAAGUUUUGGCAGUGCCUGUAACCCAUGGAAAGGAAGUAGAAAAUCGAUUAAGAGUGUUUCGGUCGGGUGGACGGUUUAUCUGUGUAAGUGUAAUCGUGAAAAGGCGGAAAACGCCAGGCUAUCCGAGCAGUAAUUUCAGACAGCUUGAAUUGAAAUACAAUAAAUUUUUGCAAUUGAAUUCAGGCCGUCUACCUUUACGGGGCCAGGUGAAUUAUAAUCAGUUUGGGACUGCACAGAAAACGCACAAUUAGAAGAACCCAGCCAGCGGGCCAGCGAUCGAUGUGUGCUGUUGGAUGAGAAAAUUGUGGGUGAAUGAGUGUGAGGUGGUGUCCUGUAGGUGAGAAAAAAGCUCUAACCGGUGAGUGCCGCAGGAGCUGUCGGAAAGUGUCUAAAUUUUUUGAAAUAUUCCAACCUGAAAACUCUCAGGUAACAAGUUUUAAAGCCGAUUAAAAUUUCAGUAAAGUGUACAAAUUUACUGGAAGUAAAUCAUUUGCGAUAAGUUGCAAUACAGGCCAGUCCAUCAUUCGUGAGAACUAGCAUCCGAUUUUUCUCUCUCCCAUGUGUAAAAGACCACUGACUGCCAGACGAGUGAGUCAGUAGUGAAUGAUGUUUUGACUUCCUCUCGGUCCGUGCCAAGUGAAGAACGGUGCUGGUUGGCCGAUGCGAUGCAAAAACGACGGUGCUGCUAAGCUGCGUCGUUGUGUGCGACGACAAUGACGACGAUGAAAAGCUCAGUUUGGCUUGGCUCCUGUUGACGGGUACUGGAAGUGGCAGAAUAAAAAAAAUAAAACGAGCAAUAUCAGCGGCAUUGUUGUGAAUAAUAAACGUUACAAAUCUCACUCUAAUUACUCACUCCUUUUCCACCAUCAUCGUUCCGACUCGGCAGUGACGAACGGGUUGAGCAGGACGCCCUCCUGUCCGUGAGGGUGCGUUUGAGUGUGUGUGUGUGGGUUUUGGUGUGAAGGCGCAAAUAAAUGUCUAUUGUUGUACCGUGUAGCGACGGCCAAUUGUGUAGUGUAUUUUUGCUUUCGCUUCGGAGCUAUCAUUCAUGAUUGUAGCCGGAAGUUCGUGAUCGCGCCAGUAGCCAGUGUGUGACAAAUUACCUGUUUCAGGCGGACGUAUAAUUGGCGCUUUUUGGAAGAGGAUAACUAAAUAGAGGCAAAAUUGAGAGGAAAAUAGUUUAAUUGUGAUUGGAAGGGGAGGCAAUUACCUGUCUGCAGAUGAAUAAAAAUUUGCGUUGGCGAAUGCAAAAAAAUUAUAAAGCAGUGUGUGACGGAAGUGAAUAAUAACAGGUUCAAGCUGGUGAUUCAGGAAAUCAGACCAAAAACAGAUACACUGAAGCUUCUUUUCCCAUCGGAUUUUGAUUGAAAGCUUUUUUCUUCUCUCCGUCGCCACUCCAGCAGCAGCAGCCGGUUUCAAGCAUGUAACAUCGAAAGUUUGCAUGCCGGCAGCCGCAUAAGUGAAAUUACGUUACAUCCGUCGAGUGGAGCACAGCGGAGUUAAUAAUAAUAGUUAGCAAGGUGCGUGAGGCAGGUAAAUCCUGCGAGUGAAAGGAAAGUUUUCCGGAAAUUCCCCGGUGUGCCGGCAAGAUUAGAGAUAGUGCCGGUGCAGGUGCCGUCAGCUAGUGCCUGGGUUGAAAUGGUGGAAUCGGGCAGUAUCAGCCGGACCAGCCCGGCGACGGCGACGUCGAUAGUGGCGGCUGGCGUCCGCAGCGGAAUCCUCGAAACACGCGUCCGCGGUGCUUGGUAUCGCGUUUCGGUUACACUGGAAACGGACUACAUCUCGGUCAGUUUGGAUGAAACUUGCGAACCGGUGGAUCACAGCACCACGCUCAAUGGAACGCUAGGGAGCAACCACAGCGGCAACAACAGCUCGAACAACUCGUCGCAACCUUCGUCGGCGGGUGCAUCGGGACCGUCGAUUCACUCGUCGGAAAACUUGAGCAAUGGCGGCGGUAGUGGUGGUGGUGGUGUUGUGGGUGGUGGACCGGGUGGCGGCGGCAGUGGUGGUGUCGUAACGACACCGGCCGGAAGCAGUACACUUAAUGGCGGCGGAAGUCUGAACGGAGACAAUUUUCUGAACAAUAAUACCAAUAAUAACAACGGCAGUAGUAAUGGCACCGGCGGUAAUAAUCUAAACAACAACAACGGCACCAGCAAUGGGAUAGUGGUGGGAGGUGGUAACGGUGGGGGUAGCAAUAACAACAGCAUCGACAACGGAAUCGCCGAAAUCUGCGACGUACCUGAUUCGGUGGCAAAUCAGAAGCGACAUGUGCGAGUGAUCAAAUCCGAUAGCAACGGGCUUGGCAUUUCGAUAAAAGGAGGCCGCGAAAACCGGAUGCCCAUUCUGAUAUCGAAAAUCUUCCGCGGCAUGGCUGCCGACAGCGCAAAGGGCCUUUACGUAGGCGACGCCAUUCUGUCGGUGAACGGCGAGGAUCUGCGCGAUGCGACCCACGAGGAAGCGGUUCGGGCGCUGAAACGGGCCGGCCGUGUGGUGGAUCUUGAAGUGAAAUUCCUGCGCGAAGUGACGCCGUACUUUCGGAAAGCGAGCAUCAUCUCCGAGGUGGGCUGGGAGCUCCAGCGGGCUUUCCUGUGUCCGCUCGGGCCGGGCGCAUCCUCACCGCCGGCGGCCGCCCCACGCAGUCCACCCCGGGCCGACACCCGGUACAUCCCCCUGCAGUUGACCCAUCUGGCGCGGAAUCUCAAGUACCACGAUGCGGAGAACCGCUGCAUAGAGCUGCACUCCCCGGACGGUAUCCACUCGUGUAUCCUGCGAGCGAUGGAUCCACAGGAAGCAACGACCUGGUUCAACGCACUGCACUCGGCCAUCGGUAAAAGUACGCAGAAAGCACUGCUGGACGCCAACCGAGCGCUGGCAUCGAUUAUCGGCGAACUGAAGUACAUCGGCUGGCUCAGCCGAAGAUGCGGCGGAGAGCAGGUACGAAAAAUUACCGCACAUCAUCCUAGUUAUUGUAUCGCAAUUUGCCAGACAAUUUGUUUUCAAUUAUUGCCUCGCUGCUUCCGAUUCUGUCGGUUUAAACUCCUGUUCAUUCUUUUCUUCUCGUCGUUCCAGAACGGUCGCUCCAGCUCGGAAAGCUCCGACGAGUUAGAUAAAUGGCAAUCAAUUUUCGUUGCCGUCACGGAUCGUGAAUUUCGAUUAUACGAAAGCGCCCCCUGGUCGGUGGAAGCAUGGAGCCGGCCGUUUGAAAGCUGUCCGCUGGUGACCACCCGAUUGGCAGGAGCCGGAAACACAUCCACCGUUGGAUCAAAUUCGCUUACGCUCUCUUCUGCCCAACAGAGUUCCCAGUCGAGCGUGUUUUGUGUCCGCUGCGGUACGACCCGAGGAGUCGUGAGUCACUGGCUGCGCGCGGAGACCAACCGCGAUAUGGCGGCCUGGGCCCGGGUACUGGUGCAGGGCUGCCACAAUGCGAUCAUCGGCCAGCGAGAGUUUUCCUUCCGGUGCCAGUUUCAGGGCCGCCCGUGUCAAUUAAUCGUCCACCUGGAUCGGGGCUUCACCCUGCUGGACAGCGCCCUCGGCAGUACGGCAGUCGGCUCGAAACCGCUGUGGUCGUACCCGUUCGAUAAGCUCAAAGGAUCGGCCGACGACGGCAACAAGUUGCUACUGUUGGACUUUUCCGGCAGCGAGGACGGUGCCGAGAUUGAACUGGAUAUGGAAUGCUGUCCGAAACCGGUGGUGUUUGUGCUGCACAAUUGCCUGUCAGCUAAGGUUCACUCGCUGGCGUAAAGCAGUUUUACGUGGCGGUAAAGGAAGUAUUACUUUUAAUCGCAGCAGCAGAAAUGAGUAACCGGAACGGAAAAGCAAGUCAUCUGUAAAUACAACUCUAAAAACCAUUGGUUAUUUUUAACUAAGAAGAUUGUUUGACUGUUUUGUUUGACCAUUUUCUCUCGAACGCGUGUUAAAGGUGAGGUUAUGUUGUUUGUUACAGUAGUAGUAAUCAUUUCGUUUAAGCUCUAAUAGGAAUACAAGCAUUGUAUUAAACGAACACCACGUUAAGAUACACAUAUAAAAGCACACAUAAUGUAACACAAAGACACACACACUCACUUUCAAAAGCGUAAAGACGCGAUGUAAAAAAAUACACAUUUUGUAAACUGAUUGUGAUAGUUGAAACCUUUUAAAAGAUCUUAUUCCUAUUUAGACUCAUUGAACUCUUCUUCAAUCCGAUAAAUAUAAGGUGACAACUUAGCACAGUCAGUCCAAGAGUCGAUUAAUCAAAUCAUCAAUCUUGUUGUCCAUAUCGAUAGCAAAUUUAGUCAGUCAGUCAGUCAAUGCAAACAAAAAAAAAAACAAAGAAAACAUUGUAAAAAUAUACCAAAACGCAUCAACAUUUUCAAAGUGUUCUACACCCGGGCAGAGAGCGCAAAGUGUUGCAAGGAACGAAACAAACAAGUUGAAAAAUUAAACUGAAAUCUGUUACGUUAAACAAUCUUAUUGAAACGGAAAGGACAAGCAAAGAAGAUAUAACAAAGUUAGCGGAAUGAGCAAAGUUAGCUAAUGUUAAGUUUUUUUUCUCUACUCGACAAGUAUCACACAGAAAGUGAAACAAUUAAAAAAAACACCGGCACAGGAAAAAAAAUACUCCCAACAGUAAACGAACGAAAGAACGAACGCGAAAGCAAACUUGAGCAGGUAUUUCUGAUAAACUGGAAAACUUUAAUAAUGUACACUCCUUUCAGCCGCACCUCUAGGGACGAUAUGCAGUUGACAGAAAACUACGAUAAUUAAGGGUUGAGGAAACUUUGCAUACUUUGCAUGGAUAAUUUUAAAGCGGAGGAUCACUACAAUAAUAGUUAGGGCGUGUGGAAGGUGUGGAUCUCUUCUUACCGCAUACCACUCCAGCAGUAGGAGAUACUUCCGUAUUCUGUGUCCCGUGGAAGAGAAACUAAUUUCAAGCAGAAAGAAACAUCGUUUCAAAGUGCGAGCCGGACAAGAAAAAAGUUCAACCAACAGCUCAAGGAAGCUUAAUAUUUGCCUCCUUUCGGUCGGUUCGUCCAACCGGGGAAGUCGACGCGCAGACGACCGGUCUAAAGCUAAAGAGCGCCUGUUAUCGUUAUCAUUAUUUUAAUUAAUUUAAUUAACUUCCAAUGUGCGCGCACUUUGGGGGGCGGCGCAGAC